CUGGAGAGCGCUGCGAAGCAGACGGAGGAACACUUACCCUGCAACGUCGUUAAACGUUUGUUGUUUUGUUUUAUUUGGUCCAAUAAUCUCAAUACAUUAGACGUAUUUUCAUGCACUGCUUUUUGAUGUGCUUAUAGUACCAAUAGUCUCAAAGCAGUCUCAAGGAAUUACCCUCUCGUAUAAAUAUGAACAGGCUGCGUUUGCGUGUCCUGUGUGUGCAACCAUCAGCGUCACAUCGCGGCUACUCCAAACGCUUUGUGUCACGCAGCAGGUUGACCAGAGAGAUGCGAUACUGAUCCGUAUCCACUGACAUGUUGCGUCCAGCUUAAUGUUUGCUCCAGCAUCCAGUGAGAGGGCAGGAUGUUGAGUCGAGUGUUGAGCGGCAGUGUUCGGAGUCUGGACAGAGAAUUCAACUGCACUGUCCGGCUGCUGGACGACACGGAAUACACCUGCACGGUACAGAGGGACGCAAAGGGUCGAUGGCUUUUUGAGCAGAUUUGUCGUCAUUUGAGCCUGUUAGAGAAAGACUACUUUGGCAUCAGAUAUGUCGACCCAGAGAAACAGAGGCAUUGGCUAGAGUUAAACAAGCCAAUUGCCAAACAGAUGAGAUCGCAACCACCGUUUAUCAUGUGUUUACGGGUGAAGUUCUAUCCCCCUGAUCCUGCUGCUCUCAAAGAGGAGAUCACCAGAUAUUUGGUCUUUUUACAGAUUAAGCGAGAUUUGUACCAUGGCCGACUGCUAUGCAAGAGCUCUGACGCUGCCCUGCUAGCUGCUCAUAUUCUACAAGCUGAAACUGGAGACUACACUCCAGAGAAGCAUCCAGAAGGCUACAGCUCCAAAUUCCAGUUCUUCCCCAAGCACUCUGAACGCCUUGAACGCCGCAUUGCUGAAAUUCACAAAACCGAGCUAAUUGGCCAGACUCCUGAGAUUUCUGAGAUGAAUUUCUUAAGGAAGGCUCAGACAUUGGAGAUGUACGGAGUUGAUCCACACCCUUGUAAGGAUGUGUCGGGAAAUGCUGCUUUUUUGGGUUUCACUCCGUCUGGCUUUGUGGUGCUUCAAGGGAACCGGCGAGUUCAUUUCCUCAAAUGGAAUGAGGUCACCAAAAUGAAGUUUGAGGGGAAGACCUUCCAUAUUUAUGCAAACCAACAGGAAGAUCAGAAAAUCAUCCUGACCUACUUUGCACCAACGCCAGAAGCCUGUAAGCACCUGUGGAAGUGUGGCGUGGAGAACCAGGCUUUCUACCAGUUUGAGAAAUCCAGUCAAGUACGGACUGUGUCCAGCAGUAAUCUCUUCUUUAAAGGGAGUCGUUUCAGAUACAGUGGGAAGGUGGCUAAGGAGGUCAUGGAGCAAAGUGCCAAAAUCAGACGAGAGCCACCUGAAAUCCACCGGGCUGGGAUGGUCCCUAGCAGGAGUUGUCCUUCCAUCGCUCACGGCCCAAGACAGAGUAGUGUUCCACGAACAUGCAGAAGAGCAGUCCAUAUGUCUAUAAUGGAGGGUUUGGAGUCUUUACGUGACAGUGGCCACUCCACCCCAGUGCGGUCGAUCGUUCAUGGGGACUUACUGAAGUCCCAUAGCAGUUGGGGCGAGGGUAGAAACGGGGCGUCGGAAUUUUCGGAGGAAUUGUAUAGGCCGACUGACAGUGUGUUACCUACGCCUGUCUCCAGCAACUGUUCACUGGACCAGGCCUUGUCUCAGCAAAUGAACAACCCUCCCAGUUUCCAAGAGGAGAAAAAAACAGAAGCAGGCAUUCCAAAAAGUGGGAGUCUGGUUGUUGCUAAGUUUACAGAAAGAGUCUAUCACCUGAGGAAAAUCCAAACACCCACUGGUAGCAUGGAGGUGAAGCAAGUAAGUAAGGUCAUUGGAAGUUUGGCACGGCUCUUCUUGGUCACGCUCACGCUGCUCCUGGCUCUCCUCCUGCUUCUCAUCGCUCUGACAGAGUCUGAACUUGACGUGGCCUUUUUGAGGGACAUCCGACAAACAGCCGAGUUUCAGCAGUUUCACAAUGAAUACUUUUGCCCGCUGAGACGCUGGCUAGCCUACAAGUUGCGCUGGAUGGGAGGCUAGCUCGUGAAUAAAUGAGAGACUGGGAAUGUGUGACAGGCUUCUCCAUUUUCUAUCAUUAUUCUAUUAUGGCAUCACGUACUUAGAACUUUCCAAUCAAACCCAGGCCAAAGCCACAGACAUCCCCAGUGCCAUGCCACGAAGACUGUGUACAUGUUUUGUUCUUCGUUAUUGUAAAAUUUUACUCAUUAGUGUUACAUUGGUCUAAGUAGAAAAUGUUAGCAAUUAGACCACAGUGCUGUUGACUUCUCAAUUCUGAUUGGUCAGAAGGUGUAGAUUAAUUUUCUAUAAAAGCAGCUCUGACAGUAGUGCUGGCUAUACUUCAAACGAUAGGUUUAUAUUAAUGCGCUCAUUCUAUCUAAUAUGUUGUUAUUUCUAUAGAAACAACGUAUUCACAGGGACUUGUAUGGCAGACAUCAUCAAAGGCUAAUAAUAAACCAAUUUGCCGUUCUUUAACAACAUGAAUAAAACGUAUAAUCGCUGAUAUGAUGAAGCUUUCUUUUUAGAUGACUAUUCGACUUGAUAGAAGGAGUCUUGUUAGGCUGUUGAGGGAAUGAUUUUUAUAUCUGCUAUAUGGGGACUAACUUGUCUUGUAGACGUUCCACAAAAUUUAACAUAACUACAAACGGUUAAAACGCAUGUGUCAUUUUUUAACGAAUUAAAAAUUGCCAUUGUUGGCAAAUGGCAAAUCACUGUGGUAUACUGUAAAAGGAAUAAAACAUUUCUGGACAUGCUGUUAUAGGACGAAAAUCUUUAUGAUGGGCUGUUUGACACCACCCAAGUGCUGAUUCUUUUCCUAUAACAGCACAUCCAGUCAUGUUUCAUUCAAUACUUCAUCAAUUUUGUCAUCAACUUCUCUGUGGUUUUCACAAUCUCAAAUGGACUGAUGAAAUGCUUUCACCCCUUUUUCAAUUUAAAUAUGUUUUAUCCUCUUCUUUUGUCUGAUUCUCUGUGCAUGACUCUUUACCUUUGCCCUGUACUUGUGGUUUUUUUUGGGGUUUUUUUUGUAUUUCUUCCCUCAACACCAUUAUACAUUUACUGUGUGACAAGUGACCGAAUACUGCAGAUAAUGAUUCUUUUUUAAAUUUUAAUUUAUGCUGGAAAAUAUAUAGAAUAAUAAGAUGCACAGAGAUGUUCUGACAGGAGAUUAAUUGGUUGAUGGAUUUGAGAGCCCAACAGACAUUGUCCCAUGUGAUUAUUAGUUUGCUUUUCAGUCAUGUGUCGUUAAUAUUCUCUGUGGAGGGUAAUGACAAAGGCUUACUAUGUUUGACGCGGCUAUAUCUUUUUUUUUGGAAUGAUACAAAAAUCUAUGACGUGGUUUCCCUCUUGCCUUAAUUAUGCACCAUUGAACAUUUUAUUUUAAUGUUUUAUAUUUUUUUUUGUAGAGUGAUUGCAAGUCAGUCGUCCUUGUCAAAGGAAAAUAGUACUUCCAUGUGUAGAACGUUGCUGAGCCUAUUGGAGCAAUAUUUAUUGGUUUAUUGAAAUAUCUAUGUAUUUACAAAAUAACAGAAAAUGGAACUGUAUCAGUGAAUGAAGUAAAGUGUCACACCGAGUGUUUUUUCAUAAUUUGUCUAAGGAUGGUGCUGAAAAUAAGCAGGACAUUUUUCCAGAAUUGACAAUAAUUUUUAUAUGAAAUAUGUAGCACAUUUUUUCCACAUGCCCUUCUUAUCCCUUCUUAUACAUCUUGGGUAUUACACCAAGCAAUGAUCACAGGCAUUGAAACAUUUCAGCCCCUGUUAUGCAUUUAUACACUCACCAGCCACUUCAGUGGAAUCUCCACUACACCUGCUCAUUUAUGCAAUUAUCUGAAAUCAGUGCAAGGCAUAAUAACAUCAUACAGAUCGAGAGCUUCAGUUAAUGCUCAAAUUUGAAUGAAGAGAAAAUUUUUAUUUUGUGAGGUUUCUUGAGACACAACAGUCUCUAAACUUUUCACAGAAUGUUGCAAAAAAAAAAAAAACAACCCAAAAACCCCCAAACAUCCAGUUCAAGCCAACAAUAAGGCUACGGUAUCUCAAACAACCACUCUUUUCAGCCGCAGUGAACAGUAAAGCAUAUCAGUUAUGCAUAUCACAUAACACACUACACCUUGAGGAAGAUUGACUACAACAGCAACAGGAAGACCACAUCCUGUUCUACUCCUUUCAGCCCAGAACAGGAUCCGGAGGCUACACCUCUUGGCUGCAUGGUUAUACACAUUACGCUGCUGCCACACUAUUGGCUGAUUGGAUAAUUACAUGAAUGUUCAGGUGCACUGGUAUUCCUUUACUGACUGUAAAUUUUUACUGAUAUAAUAAAACAAAACUGUCUCUUUAAGGCAUAUACUGUACAAAAUGUACAUGCUUUUCUCUUGAAAUAACCUAAAGUGGCAUGUU
Messenger RNA from Tachysurus vachellii, 4433 nucleotides. RefSeq names its product FERM domain containing 5b (gene frmd5b). Gene Ontology annotation, molecular function: cytoskeletal protein binding. The transcript has 14 exons. NCBI's taxonomy places the organism in Eukaryota, Metazoa, Chordata, Actinopteri, Siluriformes, Bagridae. The coding region runs from base 361 to 2064 and encodes 567 amino acids. The record is from RefSeq and is a predicted model, not a curated record. Gene Ontology annotation, cellular component: cytoskeleton.